CGCACCGUCGGUUGCUGGGGCAACUGUCAACAAACGUCCGCACGCCCGCACGCGCGCGAGAGGCAAGCCGGAAGCGCGUGGGGCUUUCCUGGCCUUCUUGCGCUCUGUUUUGGCUCCUGUCCCUGGCGCGCGCCGGGAUGGGGGAGCCGCGCGCAGAUCUUCCCCAUGAUUCUUUAAGUGAAAGGCUCCAGGAACUUGCAAAACCAAAGGAGGUAAAAGAUGUAUGGAACCUUUCUCGUAGAUUAGUCUGGGGAAACCAAGAGACGAUAUGGCCCAUCUCCUUAAGUGCUUUGACAAGUCGACCAAGCCCAAGGAUUCUGGCUCUGGCACAACCCAAGGCAAAAUUGGAUGGAGCUCUCCAACACAGGUCCCUCUUCAAGUACAGCUGUGGUCGAGUGUCCGAGAUCUGGCAUCGCCCCCCAGAUCUGUAUUCUAUAAUGCCCUCCGAACGAAUACUGCAGCUUGCAGAACCUAGACAAUACUUAGACAUCUACCUGAAACAAAGACCACGGAGCUCCGCACAAUGGACUGUCAGCCCCCCUGCAAUUCAUUGCAAUGCUUCUCCGCGGAUUCUGCUCCUUUCCCAACCAAGACCCCUGAAUCCAUACUUUGUCCUUCCAAGAGAGGCUGAAACACAGGUUUCACUUUCUUCAAAGAGAGCUUCAGCAUCCUUGAGGACAGAGCGUCUCGCCCAGCCAGUAGUGAAGAACUGUAUUGUGUACUAUGAUAACAGAUGUGUGGAAGCCCCAAUCCGCAGAGUGAACCCAGCUGCCCUGCAAGCUGUGGCAAGUCCAAGGGUAGUAGAGCUUGCUAAAGCAAAAACUCUCCCUUCUGAAUGUGCCCCAGACCGUUCUGCUAUGUGGCCCGUGUCAUCGGCAGCAAAAAAUGCAGUGGCGACAUCUAGACUUGAGGAACUUGCUAUGCCUCCUAAAAGAGCUCCCACCUUCCUUGUCCAGUUUGAUCCAGACGCCUUUGUAGUCAAAGAUGCGGCUAAGAAUGCGUUGUGUUCGGAUAGGCUCAAGCAAUUAUCACAGCCAGUUAAGCGCUGAUUACUCUACCUGACUACCUAAUUUUAAGUAAAUUAGGAGGACUGUGCUUAUAUUGUUGGCUUUUUUCAAUCAUUUGUGUUCAACAGGUAGGAUCCUGCCAUUUUGUAGGGUAGACAAAAGGUUCGUCUGCAUCAGCCCUUUACCCCAAAAUAGACUAGAAGCUGAACCUGGAUGUCCUGAUUAAGCAAAUUUUGCCCUAUGUUAAGCCAAGCCAGGGAAUCAUCUGAAGAUUUGCUGAAACUCUGGAGCAGCCCUACGCUUCAGGUUGAGUGUCGACAUCACAACCACUCCAAUCUGCUCCAGUGUCCAUAUGGUAACAAAACAGCCUUGUAUCAUUCCCCAUUGCUGCAGCAAAUGGCCACAAAACUUUCGGGAGUUCUUGGCUGUCGCCAGAUGCCUUUACUGAUACCUUCCCUCCUCCCUGGUUGCAAAGAUGCCCAGCGAUGGCCAGGAGCUCUUCUGGGGUUUUGUGGCCAUCCAGCAGUAGCAAUGGGGAGAAAUGAUAAGAUGACAAACAGUCCAGUGAGACCAAACCCAUUGGAUGGCCUGAAUGCCUCCCUGCUACUGUUGUGGGUCAGACAUAUAGAGACCUGCAGGGUUGGUUAGUCCAGCAACCUCAUCACACUAGAGCUUGGAUCCAUUUUAAAUCCACUUUAGAGAGGGGGCUUUAAACAGCUCAGCCAGACAAGUCCUGGGCCUCACCAAACUACAAACCCCAGAGUUCUGCAGGGGGCAGAAACUGGAUUUAAAGUGGAUUCAUGCUCUAGUGUGAUGAGGCAGCAGGACUGAUCCCAGAUUAUGAGCUAUAUGUAGAUGAGCCAUAUGAGGCAUUAAUUUGUUUGCUCAUAGUGGAAAUAUUUAUUUAUUAUUGUAAAUAAAUAAAUAUGUAUUUAUUAUUAUUUAUUAUUUAUUAAUAAAUAUAUAAUCAUUAUUUAUUAAUAAAUAUAUAUUUAUUAUAAGCCUUGUCUGAUUCUUGGAAUUGUGGGAUUCAAUUAUAGCUUUAAACCCCUCUAGUUUUCCAAUGCUUGUAACGUUGCUAGAAUUGUAUAAAAGAUGGCUCAAACUGGCUCUCUGUUACUUCAGAGGGAGAGCUAGAACCAGAGUAGAAAUGGCAAAGAAGGACAUUUUAGCUAUAGAUCAAGAAAAAAUAUUGUAAUGGUAAGAGCUGCUCAGCAGUGCAAAAAACCUUGUCUUUGGACUUCAGCUGGGCAGCUUUAUCCUGGUUAAGAACUCAUAUUUCUCUGCCAACCAACAUGUUUUUUUAAUAAACCAUUAUAAUUUUGAUGUA
Molecule: messenger RNA, 2337 nt
Organism: Anolis carolinensis (green anole)
Lineage: Eukaryota; Metazoa; Chordata; Lepidosauria; Squamata; Anolidae
Gene: spmap2l
Product: sperm microtubule associated protein 2 like
Exons: 9
Coding region: 138-1049 (303 amino acids)
Source: RefSeq, a predicted model, not a curated record